UCCCUGCUCCGGCCUCGCCACCCCACGCCGCCAGCCAUGAGCCAGUCCUACUCCUCCAGCCAGCGGGUCUCUUCCUACCGCCGCACCUUCGGCGGCGGCGCCUCCCCGGUCUUCUCCCGCGCCUCCUUUGGGGGCAAGGGCAGCAGCGGCAGCUCCGUCACCUCCCGCGUCUACCAGGUGUCCCGCACCUCGGCCGUCCCCAGCCUGUCCAGCUUCCGCACCACCCGUGUGACGCCCCUGCGCUCAUACCAAAGCGCCUACCAAGGUGCCGGCGAGCUGCUGGACUUCAGCCUGGCCGAUGCCAUGAACCAGGAGUUCCUCCAGACCCGCACUAAUGAGAAGGUGGAGCUGCAGGAGCUCAACGACCGCUUCGCCAACUACAUCGAGAAGGUGCGCUUCUUGGAGCAGCAGAAUGCCCUCAUGGUGGCCGAGGUGAACCGCCUGCGGGGCAAGGAGCCCACCCGCGUGGCCGAGAUGUACGAGGAGGAGCUGCGGGAGCUCCGGCGCCAGGUGGACCUGCUCACCAGCCAGCGGGCCCGUGUCGAGGUCGAGCGUGACAACCUGCUUGAUGACCUGCAGAAGCUCAAGCAGAGGCUGCAAGAGGAGAUCCAGCUGAAGGAGGAGGCUGAGAACAACCUGGCUGCUUUCAGAGCCGACGUGGACGCAGCCACGCUGGCACGUAUCGACCUGGAAAGACGCAUCGAGUCCCUGCAGGAGGAGAUCGCCUUUCUCAAGAAGGUGCACGAAGAGGAAAUCCGGGAGCUGCAGGCUCAACUGCAGGAGCAGCACAUCCAGGUGGAGAUGGACAUCUCCAAGCCCGACCUGACGGCUGCGCUGCGGGACAUCCGCGCCCAGUACGAGAGCAUCGCUGCCAAGAACAUCGCCGAGGCCGAGGAGUGGUACAAGUCGAAGGUGUCUGACCUGACACAGGCGGCCAACAAGAACAAUGAUGCGCUGCGGCAGGCGAAACAGGAGAUGCUGGAGUACCGGCACCAGAUCCAGUCCUACACCUGCGAGAUUGAUGCCCUCAAGGGCACGAACGACUCACUGAUGCGCCAGAUGCGGGAGAUGGAGGAGCGCUUCGCAGGGGAGGCCGGCGGGUACCAGGACACCAUUGCCCGGCUGGAGGAGGAGAUCCGGCAGCUGAAGGAUGAGAUGGCCCGGCACCUGCGUGAGUACCAGGACCUGCUCAACGUCAAGAUGGCUCUGGACGUGGAGAUCGCCACAUACCGCAAGCUGCUGGAGGGCGAGGAGAACCGGAUCAGCAUCCCCAUGCACCAGACCUUCGCCUCCGCACUCAAUUUCCGAGAGACCAGCCCAGAGCAGCGCGGCUCCGAGGUGCACACCAAAAAGACCGUGAUGAUCAAAACCAUCGAAACCCGCGAUGGGGAGGUGGUGAGCGAGGCGACCCAGCAGCAGCAUGAAGUGCUGUAGAGGAGGCUUCUCCGGCAGCCCGCUGGCACCUUCCGUCCCUGCCUCCGUCCUGCCGCCAAGCCCCCCUCCUGCCCCCCACCUCGCCCCCUCGGCGCUCCCCCGGUACCGCCCAAGGGGUCCCCCCCCCGCAGCCGCCUCCGGGCCCCCCACACCCCCUGGGCUCUCUCCUUCGGCUUCGAAAGGCUCGCUCUGCUUUCGCAGCUUCGCAGCGGCAACGCCAGCGUCAGGAUCAGGCCCGGGCUGGGGGGGCGGCAGGAGGGAGGGAGGGGACAGGCAGGAGGGGCUGGGGGGAGCAGGUGGUGGCCUGGGCCAGCUCCCCGGAGAGCUGGACGGUCCCAGCAGCGGGUUCUGGAUCCCCCUGCAGCCCCCUCCCCGCACCAGGCAUGGGCUCAGGGUUCAUCCCGCGGGAGCAGGGACCCGUCCCGCCGCACCAGCACCGCUAGCCUCCCUGGAGCUGGCACUUCUUCGGGUGUAUGGCGGCGAUGCUGGGGAUGGGGAGAAGAGGGGUCUGGGCCGAGCCCCCCCUUCUCCACCCAGCUUAGAGCCAGGGUGCUUCCAACCUGUAUCCCCCUCCUGGCCCAGGGGGGCUAGGGACCUGCGCUCCCCCCGGCCUGAGAGGCAGCCCUGUGGGGCAGAGGAGGGCAGCGCCUGCCCCCCCCAUCACGGGGACCCCCAGCAGCAGGAGGCUGCGUGGGGCCAGGCUCGUGAGCCAAGAGGGUACCCGUAGGUGGACACAGGAGAGAGGAGGAGUGAAUGAGUGGGAGAGAGGGGGGAGAGAAGGAGAGGAGCCGGAGAGAGCCGGGGGCCAGGGCAGGCGCCCCUACCCCUCACCCCACUGCACCCCCACCCCACCACAUCUACGUGACUCUUCAGGCGGCUGAAAUAAACAGUGGAGCAUCA
Molecule: messenger RNA, 2334 nt
Organism: Gymnogyps californianus (California condor)
Lineage: Eukaryota; Metazoa; Chordata; Aves; Accipitriformes; Cathartidae
Gene: DES
Product: desmin
Exons: 9
Coding region: 37-1434 (465 amino acids)
Biological process (GO): skeletal muscle organ development
Cellular component (GO): cell-cell junction; Z disc; intermediate filament
Source: RefSeq, a predicted model, not a curated record